AUGUCGAACAUCUAUACAGAGAUUGCACGCCUCAAACUCAAUACAGAGCAAAAGUCUGCCCUAAUCUACUACCUCACUGAAAAUGGCGAAGCUGAAGCUAAAGCAGAGAAAGCCUUCACUGCCUGCAACAAUGAUGAAGAGAAACAUGCCUAUCUAAACUUAGUCUUGGCGUCUUUCCACAAAAAUCCUGAGUUAUCUGAAAAGUCUCGCUCAACUGAAAUUGAAUCGGUCAACCUCGUUACUGAUGAUAAAAUAUCCGAGUCUCAUCUAGAAUUUGUUGAAAAGCUAAAGCUCGAUACAUCUGAAGAGCCUGUUUUCGGAAAAUAUGACCCUAAAGAUGCAGAUCUCAAAAGGUUUGCUAAAAAACUGCACCUCGACCAAACGGACUACGCAAGAUUAACGGACAAAGAUAUAGAGAAAUUUUACGAAUUCGUUGGUCCUGAUGUUGCUUGGCCUCCUACAAUAGAUAAAUCCGAGCACUGUCUCAUCUUUGAUUGUUUUGCCCAUCCUGAGGAAAGACAAGACGAAGAAUAUGUAAAAAAUCUUAUUGCAUAUCAGCGCUUCACCGAGGCUGGACAAUUUGAUCCAUCUAAAGGCUUGAUAAUCGACGGAAAGAUAGUCCGUUAUGGACCAAAAUUAUGGGGCAAGGAAUACGAAAAAAUGCUGUCGAAGAAUCCAGGAGCGUUGUACGCGUCUAUUAUCGAAGAGGUACACAUGCAGAUUAGGAAAAAAGCAAAUCCCAAUGUUAUAGGAAUAAUGUCAAAUAUCGAACUAGACACCUCCAUUAAUUGUAAGUAUCGGCUAUUGCUCGAUACUGGUUCCACAUACACAGUUAUACCACAAUUGGUACAGAAAAGGAUGGGGACUCCUGCUGGCUGGAGUGUGAUGCCUACACUCGCUACUGGCUACGCUUCCAACACCAGAAUGUUUAAGAUUUCUGAGCCUUGGGAAGUCAGCUUGGGCGAUGGUGUUAAUUGGACGGAUUGGAUGGUGAUUGAAGAAUUAUAUCUUUGGCAAAAGGGUCUUCCCCCGAAUGUGGUGGAUUGUGGUCUGGUUGGUUUUGAUAUUUUAAAUAACACUUACCAGAUCAAAGUCCCCGGCAAACCAUAUGCUUUUGUUACAGAUAACAAUAUUACUAAUCAAUUACAACAAACUCACAACAGCAUUAAUGGAUCUGACGGAUCUGGCUAG
Messenger RNA from Ambispora leptoticha, 1191 nucleotides. Lineage: Eukaryota; Fungi; Glomeromycota; Glomeromycetes; Archaeosporales; Ambisporaceae. The record is from the annotation of a GenBank genome assembly.